AUGACUACUAGUAACAUUAACAAGCACCCAGAAACUAAGCCUAAGUGGUGGAAAGAAGCCACCAUUUACCAAAUUUACCCUGCUUCCUUCAAAGAUUCAAACAACGAUGGUUGGGGAGAUCUCAACGGUAUCAGAUCCAAACUUAAUUACGUGAAAGAUCUUGGUGCCGAUACCCUUUGGAUUUCACCAUUCUUUGACUCUCCCCAAAAAGACAUGGGCUAUGAUAUAUGCGACUAUGAAAAAGUUUGGCCAACUUAUGGUACAAAUGAAGAUAUAUUCAAUCUAAUCAAGGAGGCCCAUAGCCUUGAGAUUAAGGUCUUGGUGGACUUAGUUAUCAAUCACUGUUCGGACCAACACAAAUGGUUCAAAGAAAGCAGAUCAAACAAGACCAACUCAAAAAGAGAUUGGUUCUAUUGGAGAAAACCAAAAGGAGUUUGUCCGAAGACAGGUAAACCUUUGGCCCCUAAUAACUGGAGAUCGUUCUUUGGUGGUUCUGCGUGGAAGUACGACAACAAGACAGAAGAGUUUUACCUACAUUUAUUUGCUGUCGGCCAACCUGAUCUUAACUGGGAGAAUGUGGAGUGCAGAGCUGCCAUUUUUGAUAACGCAGUGGGAUUCUGGUUGAGAAACGGUGUCGAUGGAUUCAGAAUUGAUACUGCCUUCCUAUACUCUAAGAUUCCGGGCCUCCCGGAUGCUCCACUUACAAACCCUCUGGAUGACUUCCAGCUGCCUGGCGACCUUGUGUCUAAUGGCCCUAGAAUUCAUGAGUACCACAAGUUGAUGAGACACUAUAUGCUUUCUCAAAUUGAUGAUGGCAGAGUUAUCAUGACUGUUGGUGAGGUCGGAAGUGCCGGUGACGAUGCUAGACUAAAAUAUACUAGCGAGAGAUCACAGGAGUUAUCAGAAAUCUUUACAUUCAGGCAUACUGAUAUUGGUACAUCAGAAAAGUUCAGAUACAGCUUGGUUCCGUUUACUUUGAAGGAAUGGAAGCUUGCUGUUGCAGACUCCUUUCUUUGGAUGAAUGGUACGGACUCUUGGCCUACUACUUACUUUGAAAAUCACGAUCAACCAAGGUCCGUUUCGAGAUUUGGAGAUGAUUCGACACCUAAAUCCCGGGUUGCCUCUGCCAAGCUUUUGGCCUCCUUGCUUAUUUCUUUGACCGGUACAUUGUAUGUCUAUCAAGGUCAGGAACUAGGAUCUGUGAAUUUCAAGAACUGGCCAAUUGAAGACUACGAAGAUGUUGAAGCCCAAACAAAUUAUCGGGUACUUGUAGAGAAGUUUGGCAAGGACUCUAAAGAGGUCAAGAAGUUCGAAGAGGCAUUGGCAUUGAUAUCCAGAGAUAAUGCCAGAACUCCGUUUCCUUGGAAUUCCAAGGGACAAACUGGCGGAUUUAGUGACUCUGCAAAGCCGUGGUUCAAGAUGAAUGAUUCAUUUAGAGAUGGUAUAAAUGUUGAAGAUGAGGCCAAAGAUCCAAAAUCUGUCCUUAACUUCUGGAAAAAUGCCAUUAAAGUCAGAAAGGAGAACAAAGAUAUCCUUGUUUAUGGCUACAACUUUGAGUUUUAUGAGCUUGAUCAUCCUAAGCUUUUUAGUUUUACCAAGGAGUAUGCUAAGCAAACGUUGUUUGCAGUCUUCAACUUUUCUGGAGACAAUGUACAGUUCAAGUUUCCUGAUUCAAACGAAUAUCAGCUUUUCUUUGGCACUCAUGAUGGUGCUGAUGGUGCUAGCGGUAAUUUGAAGCCAUGGGAGGGACGUUUAUACUUCGUUGAGUAA
This is a messenger RNA of Brettanomyces nanus, 1770 nucleotides long. Its product is annotated as oligo-1,6-glucosidase ima3. Gene Ontology annotation, biological process: oligosaccharide catabolic process. NCBI's taxonomy places the organism in Eukaryota, Fungi, Ascomycota, Pichiomycetes, Pichiales, Pichiaceae. The record is from RefSeq and is a predicted model, not a curated record. Bases 1 to 1770 code for a protein of 589 amino acids. The transcript has a single exon. Gene Ontology annotation, molecular function: alpha-amylase activity.